Rubroshorea leprosula is the source of this 1187-nucleotide messenger RNA. The record is from the annotation of a GenBank genome assembly. Lineage: Eukaryota; Viridiplantae; Streptophyta; Magnoliopsida; Malvales; Dipterocarpaceae.
ACUCCCGUCAUCUCAAAUUCCAUCCUUAUCAACCUCUGACAUGAUGAUUCUACGAAGAGGAUUGACAAGGAAAUUUUUUUUGUCUUAUUUCGUUUGGGCCUUUUUUCUUUCGUUGUCAGGAUAGGAAUGUUUUAAGAAAUAGCUGAAUUAUUUGCACCAAAGUAGAAGUAAUUCUAAAGCAAUGUCAUAGAUUCAGGGAUUGUUCUAUUGAAAGACUUAUAGCAUGCUCAAUCCAUGUGAUCCAAUGGUGGUCAUGCUAUUUAUUGAGUAGCAGGCAUGGUUGUCAAAAUCGAGUUUUAAAUUGUAAGAUCGUAAGAUAUUACGAUUUUAGGUAUGGAUUUCGAUUAAAAUCUAUGUUAAAAUCGGAAUCUCAUGAAAUCGGAAGGAAAAAUCGUAAAAUCGCAAUUUUAUGGUAAAAUCGUUUGAAAUCUCGAUUUCACAUGGAGUGGAGGAAUCACCAGUUGGUCGGUUGCUUUGAGACGGAGGAGAAGACUGGCGACUGUUGUUAGGCGAAGGAGAGCAGAUCGAUGAUUAGGAACGAGUGAUGAGAAUGGUGAUCAGUGAGGGAAGGGGAGAAAACUCGUGAAGGUUGCAGAUGUCCAUGAUCGUCGGUAUCGAUCUGCAAGCUGACCUGAAGAAGUCGAAGACUCGACCCCUGGCCUCCUCCAGGUUCACCAAGUUCGGUGGCACCUUCACGCCCCUCAACGUAAACGCCAUGUUUCCAAUCGAAACCCAACACUCGAACCUCUGUGGAAUGGAUUUUAGGAUCAAAUCAAAACAGCUACAAGCGGAAAACUGAUGAUCGGAGAAAAUGGAGAAAGAGGGUUUUGGAUGGGAGAAGAAUCGGGUGAUGACCGGUGAUGGAGAUGGAGGCUGUUGAUCGGAGAAAAAAAUGGGGAAAGGGGAUUCUGGAUGGAAGAAGAAUCGCGCUUUUUUUUUUUUGGCCGUCUGCAGCCUCCUUUUGUUUUGUGUGGCUCUACCCUUUAAAGAGAAAGGAAAACUAGGGUUUUUUGGGUUUGGGUUUUAAUGGGCUGAUUUGUGAAAGUGGCUAGUGGGCUCAAUAUUUGGGUUUGGGUUGGAUUUGUUAGUUUUUUUUAUGGAUUUCACCCCUUAAUUUUUACUUUCUUCACAUACAUCCCCUUCUUGAGUUCUUUUUUCAAAUUUCUUCAUAAAAUUUUCUCUUUUUG